Talaromyces amestolkiae is the source of this 3174-nucleotide messenger RNA. RefSeq lists its product as uncharacterized. Bases 1 to 3174 code for a protein of 1057 amino acids. The record is from RefSeq and is a predicted model, not a curated record. The transcript is spliced from 2 exons. Gene Ontology annotation, molecular function: ATP binding; ATP-dependent chromatin remodeler activity. Lineage: Eukaryota; Fungi; Ascomycota; Eurotiomycetes; Eurotiales; Trichocomaceae.
AUGGCGUCGGAUAUAGAUUCAGUUGUCACUGUGACCGAUUCAGAUGAUGACGAUGAUUUGGAGAUUGUUUCUGUCCAGCCAAAGUCAUCUGCUGAUUCACCCAAGAAAUCGCGACGAGACGAGCAAGAACCUAUAAAUAGCCAUAAAAAACGCCGCUUACAUGAACGAGACGAAUCUCCCGAUCCCUCCUCUUCCUCCUCCUCCAGUAUCCUCGACGACGAAUUCAACGACGGCGAAGCCGCAUACCAACAAUUCAAGAACCGGAAAAGCAUCCAACGCAAACGCGCCUCUCUAAAUGCGCAUCGAGCACGAAAAGGAAAGGGAAAAGAACGAGAAAGCGAUGUCAACCCAGGUCGGAAAAGGAGAUCAGUGCCUGCUCGCGACGCGCUGGUCGGUCGACUCCCCGUAGAGUCAGCGUCAGCAGCAGCACGAAAGUCCAAAUGGCCUACGCGAGAUUUCACAGAAGACCCUGUUUCGUCCGAAGACGAUUUGAUGGAACAUACACUACCAGACUUCUUACAACAGCGCCGUUCCCAAUUCGAUGCGCGCAUGAACCGUCUCAAAGAAGCCGGGUUACGACUACCGCCAAACUUUGACGAUGUCGACUUCUCGGAUGACGAAAACCUGGAAUUCUUAAAGGAGAAGCCUGCGUUUAGGGAUAUCACGCCCCCGAAACCUUACGAGGAUGUUCCAUUACCGUUUUCUCUGGGUCUGAUUCCCGCGCCUAUUGCGCAGUGGUUGAGGGAUUAUCAGGUUGAAGGGGCUGCGUUUAUGCAUGAAUUGUUCGUUUAUCAGAAAGGUGGGAUAUUGGGCGAUGAUAUGGGUCUGGGUAAAACGGUGCAGGUCAUUGCUUUUCUUACUGCUGCGUACGGCAAAACGGCAGAUGAGCGAGACAUGAAAAGGAUGAGGAAGUUGAGGCGGAGCGGGGACGAUGUUUGGUACCCGCGCACACUGAUUGUUUGCCCCGGCACGUUGAUUGAGAACUGGAAAUCUGAAUUACAGCGCUGGGGGUGGUGGGCUGUUGGAGUGUUUCAUGGUGACCGAAAGGAAGAAGCGCUGCAAGCUGCUAAGGCUGGCAGGUUGGAGAUUUUGAUUACGACGUAUGUGACGUAUCGCAUGAAUAAGGAUGCUAUCAAUAUGGUGGAAUGGGACUGCAUCGUUGCCGAUGAAUGCCACCAGAUCAAGGAGCGCAAGUCGGAGACAACUAUAGCGAUGAACGAGAUUAAUGCUCUCUGUCGGAUUGGGCUUACGGGCACAGCUAUUCAGAACAAAUAUGAGGAAUUGUGGACGUUGUUGAAUUGGACGAAUCCCGGGAAGCUGGGCCCGGUAACUGCGUGGAAGAGAGCUGUGGCGGAUCCUUUGAAGAUUGGUCAGUCUCAUGAUGCUACUCUGUAUCAGCUGAGCAAAGCGCGCAAGACAGCCAAGAAACUCGUGCAGAAUUUGCUCCCGGAAUUCUUCCUUCGGCGCAUGAAGACGUUGAUUGCGGAUCAACUACCAAAAAAGAGCGAUAGGGUAGUUUUCUGUCCUUUGACAGACACGCAAGCAGAUGCAUAUGAAAACUUCUUGAACAGCGAUGCAGUGGUGUAUAUCAAGAACGCAUCAGAAAUGUGUGACUGUGGUUCAGGGAAGAAAUCCGGUUGGUGCUGCAAUAGAUUCCUACCGUCUGGCCAGAAAUGGCAAAACUACGUGUUUCCAGCUAUACAAAAUCUGCAAAAACUCAGCAAUCACCUCGCAAUCCUCAUACCACAGGGACAGGACCCGCGGGAAAAGCAAGACAAAGACUUGGAAAUGCUACAGCUUGCAGUCCCAGAUCAAUGGCGCGAGCUCUAUCAAACCCGGGAUUCGAUCAUCAACUAUGCCAAUCCGGAAUUCUGUGGAAAGUGGAAAGUCCUUCGAAAGCUCCUCAAAUGGUGGCAUGCCAACGGUGACAAAGUCCUGGUGUUUUCGCAUAGUGUUCGACUGUUGAAAAUGCUUCAGAUGCUUUUCAAUCACACUAGUUAUAACGUCAGUUAUCUGGAUGGCGCCAUGUCUUACGAAGAUCGAGCGAAAGCUGUCGAUGAUUUCAACUCGGAUCCUCAGCAAUUCGUAUUUUUGAUCUCGACACGCGCAGGAGGUGUUGGGUUGAAUAUUGUGUCUGCGAAUAAAGUCGUUGUGGUCGAUCCGAACUGGAACCCCUCUCAUGACUUGCAGGCGCAGGAUCGGGCGUAUCGAAUCGGACAACACAGAGAUGUCGAAGUAUUCCGACUCAUUUCUGCAGGUACCAUUGAAGAGAUUGUCUAUGCUCGUCAGAUUUACAAACAACAGCAAGCCAAUAUCGGAUACAAUGCCAGCACUGAGCGAAGGUACUUCAAAGGAGUGCAGGAGAAGAAGGAUCAAAAGGGCGAGAUCUUUGGUCUUUCCAAUCUGUUUGAGUAUCAGAACAACAAUAUCGUUCUGAGAGAUAUCGUGAACAAGACCAAUAUUGCCGAGAGCAAGGCAGGCGUGCAAGUCGUCGGCGUUGAACUCGAGCAGGACGGGGAUGUAGAUAUCCCUGACAAUGCCUCGGUCAAAUCUGGCAGUGCUGGUGAUGACGACGAUAAUGAGACCAUUAGCCAGAUAGCAGCCUUGAUACGUGGUGACACGCCAUCAACAACGACUCCAGCUUCUUCGUCAAUUCAAGGCAACAAGAAACACGACCCCGUACAAGCCAUCCUGGCAGGCGCCGGCGUCGAAUACAGCCAUCUCAACAACGAAGUCAUCGGCUCUUCCAAAGUCGAAGAACGUCUCAGCCGUCGCGCCGAACAACACAACGACCCAUUACAGGGCGACAUGCACGUUUUUGAUUCGUCCUCUCAACCCAACAAUCGCCUCAAAAACAGCACCAGCAAUUUAAGCAACUACGAAAACUUCAAAAUUCGCACCAUAGACGGUAGCAAAACAAUUAAAUUCAAAUUCCAUCCUCCGCAGGACGUACGCAAACGCCAGUUUUGCAGUAUGGCGCAGAAAUUCGGGUUUCCGAAUGCGACUGAGUUUGCGCUUGUGGUGGAAGGGAUGACGCAGGCGCAGAGACGGGCUUGUCUCGAGAGGUGGUAUAAAGAUAGAAGGGAGAUGCUUUUAAAGCAGGAGGAGAGGGAGGUCAAAAUUGAGGGGGGUGAGUCUGACGAGGUGAUCAAGGCUGAGGAGGGUCCAGACUGA